AUUGUUCGGUAUUUACCAAAGAUUUAAAGUGUUCAAUACAAACAUAUGGACAAACUCAGUAAAAAGCAUAAACUCCGAAUCAAAAUCAUGGACUUCGAUUUACCCGCCAUAAGAUUUGAGACGGUCAAUUAAAAUGGAUGUAAUUAUAUAAUCAAUAAUUUAAAUUGAUUUCAAAUAUCAAAGCGUUAAAAUUGUUAAAAUGUUCCUUUUGUAAAAACUUCUAUACUUCAAUUUCAUAACGAUACAAAUGUUGGUUUUUUUCGUUCAGCGAUAACUUUCAGAAAUCUACCAUGGAUGUAUGACAUUAUCUUUAAGAAAGACGAAUCUACUGUUUUCUUUCUUGUUUUUCUGGCCUUUUGUUAUACAAAUGCCAUCCUAUUCCAAACAUGUGUAAACACGCCAUCAAAAAUUGUACGAAUUAUUAUUUAACUUGUUCUUCGUCUUCAAAGGCCAUCGAAAGAGCUAACAAGAACUGAUUAACGUGAUUUUGUUGCUGUAACGCUAGUACCGUGUGCGUUUUGUUAUUGCAAUAAAUUUACUCGAGUCUACCAUGUUUUACAACACUGCACAUUUAAAAUGUGGUACUUGAUUGCAAACUUCGAUAAUGGAAGGGGAAACAGAAGCAUCAGAUUCAAAGAAGAAAACAAAGCCAAAACCAAAGCCGAAACCGAAACCACCACCAGAGCCAAUAGUGUACCUCGGAAAAACUGCUAAAACUAAUGCUAAACUUUUAAAAGCAAAACAACGGGUUCCACCUCAAAAAAAGCCAGAAAAAAAAGAAGAGAAGAAAGAGGGCGAGGAAGAGCUUCCUCCAGAGAAAAAAGAAAAGGAAGAGAAAAAAAUUCAGAAAUCGCAGAAAAAAGUAUCUAAAGCAAAGGCUAGAGCAAAAAAGAAGUCCGAGGACGCCGAAUUAGCGCGACUAGUUAAAAGGCAAGAACUUAAGGCGAAAUAUAAGGAAAUUAUAAAAGUACGCGAAAAACGCAAGAAGAAAGAAGAGCCGGAGAAAAAACUUUGCACUAUAACAAAAGGUAAAGCAAAAUCUGCGGUCGAAGAAGAUAAGAAAACUAGACCUGGCUCAGGCGAAAAUCUUAAAGACACAAUAUAUCACGACAUGUCGAUGGAUAUAGAUCCCCAAGAGCAUCGCCCUAAGACAGAACCCGAAUUAUUAUUGGUACCAAAAUACUACAAAUUCGAAGAGAUUAAAAGCAAAGUCGAAGCUAAAGAAGAGCCUUUGAAAGAACUUUUUAGCAAAACUUUCCAAAUGUAUAAAGCCCAGGAAGUGAUGCUUGCUUUUAAUGGCGGCAAGGACUGUACUGUCAUAUUGCAUAUGCUCGAUCAGUUUUUUCAAAAGAAUCACUGUCUCAAACAUCUUAAAAUACCUACAUUAUUUAUAACGGAUCCAGAUGGCUUUCCAGAGGUUGAGGAAUUUGUUAACGAUUGUGCGAAGUUAUACAAUAUUGAAUUAAUUAAAAUGCCAGGUACUAUUAAAGAAGCGCUAGAUGGAAUUUGCAAAGAGAAACCGUUAAUUAGAGCCAUAUUUAUGGGCAGUAGGCGAACUGAUCCCCAUUGUCAGGAUUUAAAAGUAAUGCAACCCACAGAUCCCGGUUGGCCACCAUUAAUGCGUAUUAACCCUAUUCUUGACUGGACGUGCCGCGACGUGUGGCAGUAUAUGUACGUAUAUAACGUGCCCUAUUGUAUAUUGUACCAAAGAGGCUUCACUUCGAUUGGUAACAAGAAGAACAGCAAACCCAAUCCUUAUUUACGAAUAAUCGAAUCUACUACGGGACGUGUUUUGGAUUAUCGCCCUGGACAUGAGCUUUUAGACAACGAUAAUUUGGAACGUGCUGGUCGCGUUUAGUUUAAACGUCUUCCUUUUCCUUUACCUAUCUUCUUCGAAGUUAAACUUCACCUUUUUAACCACUUCAUAAAGACUUACGAAGACAAGCAAUCAUAGUAGUUAAGUUUCAAUAACUACAAACUAGCUAACCAAAUACUUUUUUAUAUAGCUUUACUUUAGAAAAAAUUUUUAACUGUAAAUUGCCAAUAAAAUUUUAAAUUAUCCUAUAAGUAUAGU
Molecule: messenger RNA, 2074 nt
Organism: Glossina fuscipes
Lineage: Eukaryota; Metazoa; Arthropoda; Insecta; Diptera; Glossinidae
Product: FAD synthase-like
Exons: 4
Coding region: 605-1858 (417 amino acids)
Biological process (GO): FAD biosynthetic process
Molecular function (GO): FMN adenylyltransferase activity
Source: RefSeq, a predicted model, not a curated record